This is a messenger RNA of Paramuricea clavata, 4857 nucleotides long. Lineage: Eukaryota; Metazoa; Cnidaria; Anthozoa; Malacalcyonacea; Plexauridae. The record is from the annotation of a GenBank genome assembly.
CUGCUCUGACCUACUGUAUCAAAUAUCUAUCGAGAUAAGUAUACAGUGUUUAUACACAAUUGAGAAAUCAUUACUUAGUCAUAGAAAGACACAAGUAUGGCUAACUACCUUCGAACAAGGCUGCAUUUUCUUAUCGGUCUGGCGGGCUUCUUGGUGUUUUGUUUUGGUAUUUUCAUCUUGGCAUCAGCCCUGAAGAUAAGAAAUAUCCUAACUGGAGAGUUGAAACGUUUUACUGGUUUUGGGUCUAACACUUGUCAAUAUUGGGCUGGAAUACCAGUAAGACUUUGCACUAUUUGUAAUCACAAAGCUGUCUCAGUUAAGUAAUCUAAUCACAUUUCAAUCGCGGUGUUUUUCUGAUUCUGAGCGUUGCUAGGAACAUUAUACGAUGUAGUUACUGUAUAUAUUGCUGCUUAAUUAAACUGGCUGUUCGACAUACGCGGUUGUUUCAGCAUUAUUUUUCUUUGCCAAAGAGCCUUGCUCCAACUUUCAAAGCUUCGUGUGUGCGGUCGUCAAGGAAAACUUUACAAGUGUACAAGAAACACUUCUACUUUUUAAUCUGUGACGCAGUGCAAUUUGUCGUGUACAUUGAACAAUGGUCGUGUGCGAUUCCGUAUUCCAAGUUACGUGUGCAAAAUACUGCUAGUGCUGACACCAUGACUUCCUCUUCGUUCAGUUUAUACAAUACAAAGAAAUUUCAAAUGCAACUACUUGACGCGAACUUAUUCGAUUAAAUACGAAUCGUACACGACAGUGCUGAGGACAUUUUUAACAUGCGCUGCGCUUCAACUGAAACAAUAAACAUGCGGUGCUUGAUUGACGGGACGGGGUAUGCUCAGUAAUGCAUGAUUCCCAGCUAUAGGCCCCUACAGACGAAAUUUUGAUCUGGACAAGAAGAACGAAAACCAUUACCAUAGCUGGAAAGAGCAUCUUAAAAUGAGUAAAAUUGCGAAGUUUGGUUGCGAAUUGUUGUAAAAUGAGGAAAACUUAGCCUUGUGAAGUUCGCAAAUUUUGUAUAUAUUUGUAUUGCGCGCGUGAAAAAUAACCAUUUUUGAGACGAAAGUGGUUAUUUUUACCGCGCGUAAUACAAAUAUAUACAGAAUUUGCAAACUUCACAGUUCAUCAUCUUACAACAUAUAUCUAUAGCUGGAAUACCACCCAUUGGAUACAUUUUUUUCUUAAUUUAGACAAUUCUUACAGGAGGUGUUUUGGUCCUGACAGCGCGCUUAAAUAAACGCCAGUUCUUGGUAAGCCCUAAGAUUUUUUUCACAAAUAAAUACCUAUAUAUAAUUAUUGCCAGUACCUACAAAUACUGGUCGACUAGGCACGUAUAAAAAGCUGUUCCAGAUCUUGUAUAACAAUGUUGUUGUGAGGCCGAUAUCAGGAUGUGUUGGCACUGCUUGUUCCCAUUUGUUGUGACAAGUUUGAAACAAGUUGUUAUCGCCGCCUUGUUACACGGUUGAUGACGGUAACAGACUUGCUACAAGUUGUUCUAACAAGAUUAAGAAAGGCUGUCCGUAACAAGUUGCUACGAGCUUGUUGUUAUCCACUUGUUAACCGGCAACUUGUUACGUGCUGACGUGCAGCCGAUAUCAGAUUUGUUGGAACAACUUGGUAGAGUCUGUUGACCUCAUCGCGACCUUGUUACAAGAUAACAACAACUUGUUGAAGGCUUGUCAACAACUGGGACAAGUGGUGCUGUAUACUGCAAGGCCGUAGCAACAGGGGGAGGGCUUCAGCCCCCCCAAUAAUUCUAAACAAGCGGUAUAUAAUCUGUAAAGUUUGAGAAAUAAUGACCUAAUAAAUGGCCUAACUACUCAGCAAUUUGCUUCCUACGAUAGUGCAUGUACUGUUUGGAGUAAAGAUAGCAAUAAUGAUAUGUUUAUGUAAAUAAUUCUUUCCUUCUUAUUUGAGGACCCUCAUGGAAAUCAUCUUUGAUGAUAAGACUUCCUCACAAAAGAUUGUUUUAAAAAAUAGAAAUAAAGAAAGUGCAUGCGAACAGUUUCAUAAUUCCAAGACCAAUCAAUUCCACAGCAGUUUCCAAGAAGAUAGUGUUAAGUUGUUUUACGAGUUUCCAAGAAUAUAGUGUUUAGCCUGGUUAUAGGUCAAAUUAUUUUCCAGAAAUACAUCAGCCUUUGCUGUGUGCUGAUUACAAUGGUCCUAGCACAGGGAGUAAUUAUAGUAGAAGGAUUCGAAGCUACAGCUAUACAUCGAUUUUUCAAAGAAGAUGAAUCAACCUGCGGAGAUUCUAACGAACGACACGAGCUCAAUAUCAAUCACGAUUGUGCCAAAUUUAAAGAAGCAUAUCGCUGGUAUUUUACGUUGGUAUUCAUAACUGAUAUUGUGUUGGUGUUGUGUUUCAUCGUCGUCCUCCUACUGUUGGCAGAUUGGAUUCUGUUUGUUGCACCGGUACGAAUUAUGUUAGUUUUAUGGAUGUUCCUAUUUUACAGGCACUGAAGUCAAAACUGAUAAAGUAACUGUAUAUAUAUUUUUGUGAAGUCAUUAGAAAAAUUUUAAGUUCAAAUAAUAUCAUUCAUUUAUUUGAAAUUCUUGAAGAGCAUUCGUUCUGAUAAGACGUUUCACAAACCAUUUACAACAUUCAUGUCCGUGUUGUAUUGGAGUUUGUAUAUCUGAUACAACAUGGCCGCGAAAUGUUGUAAAUAAUAACGCAUACAUCGGAUAACUGUAUAUCAGUUCUAAAUUGUUCUUCCAAAGACACCCAAUACGAGGGUUAUAGUGUCGAAAAUUUUGGCUUGCGAAAGCUGACAGAAAAUGUUUCGUGUCUCCCAGUGGUCACAUGCAGAAAAUAAGAAAUUUUAUCCAAUAAAAUUGAUUAUAAUAUAGCAUUUGUAAAUUCUGAACGCUGAUUGGAUAAGAGCCGUGUUGAUAUACCGUAUUUACUCGAUUGAGCGCCGCCCUCGAUUGAGCGCCGCCCCCGAAUAAGCGCCGCAUUUGAGAUCAAAUUUUUUUAAAGAGCGCCGCCCCCGAAUGAGCGCCGCACUAAACAGUGUAAAAACUUUCCACCGUGAAAAUGGAGACAUUUAGUGACGAAGACAUUUAAUACUUGUUUAUUUCAUUGUUAAAAGUUCUUGUUAUAAUUCACAAAUAAAAUAUUUUUAAAGAGCGCCGCCCCCGAAUGAGCGCCGCAUCUGAAGCUCUGAAAAUUUAAAGAGCGCCGCGGCACUCAAAGGAGUAAAUACGGUAACUCAAUGUCAACACGGGAAAUUUUCCGCCGCUUGUAAACACGGAAAUAUUUCUUAUCCUUCGGGCUUUUGACAUUGCUAUAUUAUAAAAAAAAUAUAAAACAUUUUUUCCGUAUUGAUAUAUAGUUAUUUCAACAUUCGCGGAAGUUGGGAAAACUCGAAAUUGUAUUAAAACACUCCGCCCUUCGGGCGUCGUGUUUCCAUACAAUUUCUCGUUUUCCCAGUUCCACUCGUGUUGAUAUAACUGUAUAUCAACACGGAAAAUGUUUUAUAUUUGUUAAAUGUAAAUUACUAAAUUGUGCAGUGUCGAAUUUUGAAAAUGUUUGUGUAUUUUCAGAAAACCCUACAACGCAACGAACACGCGGCACAUGAUCAUGAAAUUCCUCCACCGCAGCAGGAAAGAUAUUAUGUUGCUGUGCCUACAGAGAGAUACCAGCGGACUUGAAAUUCCCAUCACGAUCAGAGUACAAUACCAUUACACCCAGUGUAAAUGCUAAAAGCUGUUUAGUUUAGUUUAGUUUAGUUUACACGCGUAUCGAUCUUCCGAAAAUGGAACUAUCCCACUGGUCUAUAUACUACGGCCCUUCAGCGUUUGCUGCUUUUCAAGAGAUCGUUUUAUAUAAAACUAUAAAAUAUUAAAUAAUAAAUAUUUACACAAAUAAGUCAUGUUAGAGAAACAAUGGGCGCUUUCCAUUAACACGGCCAGACCGGUGAAAUUGUUGAAUGGAACACAAAACAUUUGGGCUUCGGACCUAUCUGACCGGAAAAUUUAGAUAACAUUUGAAUGAGGUCCAUUUUCGCUAGAUAUUUGAGAAACAUAGACCAGAUCUUUCCAUUGAUACAGAGAAAAGAAUUCGGGUCUGACCGGUCAGGCCAUAAAAUGAGGGCCCUGAAGGGGUAAAAUGGGAACUGGGAUUGAUCUAUUUUUAGACUGGGAAAAUGGGAUUUGGGUUGCUGGGACUGGAAUUUGGCCACUGGGAAUGGGAAAUGAAGUCCUCAAAAAUGGGAAUGGGAUCGAGGUAAUGUGAGUCGAUUCCCAAUUUUUCUGCGUUUUGAGUAUUUUAAAAUACAAUUUUGAUCCGUUUUUGGUGUCUUUGGCCAUAACUUUUGUUGUUAACUAUAUUAUUCACAGCAUCACCUGCGAACAGGCAUACUCUGGCACCCGGAAUUCUGGGUUUUCUGAUUAUGCGUGUCUCAGAAUGCUGCAAAUGCCAUUUCCGGGAUUCAAAUUGAAAAAUUUUCCGUGCCUUCGGCACGAGCCGCCCCUAAUAUUUCAUAAAGUGUCCACCACUUGCUUAAAAGGUCUUAAAACUGUUUAUUCUACCGAUAAAUAAUGGGUUUUUUAUAGACUGGGAUUUCAAUAACUGGGACUGGGAAUUCUAAUAAAAAUCCAACUGGGACUGGGAUUUUGCCAAAACUUCAGGUGGGAAAUGGGAUUGGGACCCCCUUUACGACCCUCUUAAAUGGAAAGCGCCCAAUAUUGAUUAGUCAUGUUGCAAUACUUGCGAGCAUUAUCAAAAGUCAUUUAGACCCCGUUCACACGAUACCGGCAUGGAAUUCUGCCGGCAGAAAAUCAUCACGGUUUCAACUGUUCACACGACACCGGCAGAUUAUAUUCCGCUUUGACAAUAUGCUGCACAAAUCAGUUAAAAUAGAA